GUCUGGAGUUACGUGGGGUUUUCCUCUGCGUUUUGCGUGGAGAUGCUGAAGUGAAAGUGAAAGCGCGAAUGGCACUCGGCGCCCUGAAGGACAGUGCAGAAGAGCGCUGGCGGUCGGCAUGAGGCGCUUGGUGAAGCGCUUGAAGCUCCUCGGCUUCCUUCUCAGUGCUGUGUGGUCCUCAGGUGUGUUGGCAGCUGUGGGCGGGAUACACUGGUUACCCUGUAGGCUGGUGGAGGAGUUUUACUACCCAGAUUCUGAGGGACACACGGAGACGAAGUACCAGAACAGGGAUGUGAUCCUGCAGUUUGGAGAAGCGGGAGACAGCCCCGCCAUCACGGACACCGCCACGUUCCUCGUGACAGCUGGGACCAAGCUGGACAUGAGACAGUAUGCAGAGGGGGAGCCAGGUGAGCUCCAGUGCGAGAUCCGCCGAUACAGCACAGGGGGGAUCCAGAUGCGUUGGCCAGGCUAUGGAGCUCAGGAACACGACAACUGGUUCACCUGUUCACUGAAGCACAGCGAAGGUCUCUUCAGCAUGACCACCUUCCUGAGACACGCCUCGACAACACCCACAAACCCCCAAGAUGACUACAACAAGUGGACUCCUAUUGGAGACCGGAAGAUUGUCAGCACUACAGCUGUGAUGGUGGUUCUGACCCGCUCACCCUCAAUGGAAGUAGGUCUGCUGAAGGACCCAGCGCUGCACUGCCAGUUUGCUGUCGACCACAAGCGACCAGACCUGACCGUGGAAUGGCGUUUGCAGCGUCAUGGCGAGCGUUCCAAGCUCUUCAGCUACACCAGCCGCUCAGGGAAGACUGAAGGCGCAGGGUUGUCACAGCGGGCAAUCAAUAAUGGCGAUGCCUCCCUUCGGCUUUCCCCCACCACCGUGGCCAGUGAAGGAACUUACAUUUGCUCCGUCUAUGUGCCCCCGCUUUACGGCAGCCAGGAAAUCGUGCUGCACAUCCUGGAGAAUCCUCGUGUGACCAUAAAUGUAGGCAGUGCCCUCGAGCUGCCGGAGGGGAAUGAGCAGAAGGUGGUGUGCGAGGCGCAAGGCUACUACCCCCUAGAUGUGGAGAUGGAGUGGCUGCGGGAGCGAAAAGGUGCACGCUUGCCAGAAGUGCUGAAGAACGUCCUCUUCUCCAGCCACCGGCACCACUCCGAUGGCACCUACAGCCUGUCGUCCUUCUUCCUGCUGAAGCCCACUCUCCACGACUCAGGCUACACCUACUCCUGUAGAACGUCCCACCGUUCCCUACGCAGCCCCAUCCGCAAGAGCUUUACCCUCACGGUGACAGACCCUGUAACCUGGAAAGACAUACUCUUUGGAAUCAUUGGUGUUGGCACUGUUGGAUUCUUGAUUUUUAUUUUGGUCAUUAUGCUGCGCUACCUGCACUCAGCAAAAAAAGAAACAAAUAAGAAAAAGCCGUACUGAAGGAGUGUGCCUGAAGAACUUAAUCUUUGGCCCAACGAAGUGACAGCAAACAAUGGCUCUUUCUCCAGUCUUCCUCUCCCCUCUUCUUCGUCCCAGUGUUUCCUCUGGACCAUGGUGUGUUCAGGCCUGUAAAUUCGGUUGGGGUAGUGGGUUCAACAGCUGUGUAGCAGAACAGUUUUACUACAGAUCUGACAAGGUUGUAAUAAUGAUCUACUGAUCAAUGAUACGGAUUUACUGCGACUCCACUGCUUAGCUGAUGGAGCCCCAUCCUGUGUGGUGAUGGAAUCAGUAUGCUAAGAGAUGUCGUGAAAUAAUGUACUUUUCUCUGAAAUUGAAUAGACACAUACUGGUACAGCUGGAUGUGAGGAUAUGUCUUAUGAUGUAAGAAAUUAUUUGUUUACAUUGUUUGAAUAAACAUCUAAA
Scleropages formosus (Asian bonytongue) is the source of this 1855-nucleotide messenger RNA. RefSeq names its product dehydrogenase/reductase (SDR family) member 13b.2 (gene dhrs13b.2). The record is from RefSeq and is a predicted model, not a curated record. NCBI's taxonomy places the organism in Eukaryota, Metazoa, Chordata, Actinopteri, Osteoglossiformes, Osteoglossidae. The transcript is spliced from 8 exons. The coding region runs from base 119 to 1432 and encodes 437 amino acids.